UGAGAACUCCCAAGAACUGUGAUAAGUUCAGCCGUCAGCAAGCCUGGGGGUACCAGAGGCUUUCUAAGAACAGUGGAAAGCAGAGGAGCUCUCACAGCUUGCCUGAGACCCCUAUUAAGGAGAGCUUGAGACCUGACUUGUGUGUUGCUGGGCUCGGAGGUACAGACUGUCAUCUCACUAGCGAUAAACAAUAUCUAUCCGCCCCAGGUCUGCCACCCCACAAUCCCCAGCAAUCCCCAGCAACAGCCAGGUCUGCUCCAGUCUCAAGUCCCCUAAAUUUGAAAUGCAGACUCUCUUGCGGUCAGCUGGUUCCCAGCCUGGAGCAUAGAGCUUGCUUGUCACAGCAUCUAAAGAUAGGGUACCACACAGGAAACCAGAUGCUAUUGGCUAACUUCGAAAAUAAAGAUGCCCUCAUAGAGAGGGAAGCGCUUGCCUCUGGUGGAGUCUGCGUGGGACUUGGUGAGUGGCUGGCACUUCCUGCAGAAGUUCCCGACCCCUCUGCUCAGGACCUCACCAUGCCCACCUCCUUCCCCGAACAGGAUCUGGAGAAUUUUGAGUAUGAUGAUUCUGCUGAGGCCUGUUAUUUGGGCGACAUUGUGGCCUUUGGGACCAUCUUCCUGUCCGUCUUCUACGCCCUUGUCUUCACGUUCGGUCUGGUGGGAAAUCUGUUGGUGGUCCUCGCCCUCACCAACACCCGGAAGCCCAAGAGCAUCACCGACAUCUACCUCCUGAACCUGGCCUUGAGCGACCUGCUCUUUGUGGCCACCUUACCCUUCUGGACUCACUACCUCCUCAGCCACGAGGGCCUCCACAAUGCCAUGUGCAAGCUCACGACCGCCUUCUUCUUCAUCGGCUUCUUUGGGGGCAUAUUCUUCAUCACCGUCAUCAGUAUCGACCGGUACCUCGCCAUCGUCCUGGCCGCCAACUCCAUGAACAACCGGACAGUGCAGCACGGCGUCACCAUCAGUCUGGGCGUCUGGGCGGCGGCCAUCUUAGUGGCGUCACCCCAGUUCAUGUUCACAAAGAGAAAGGACAAUGAAUGCCUGGGUGACUACCCUGAGGUCCUGCAGGAAAUCUGGCCCGUGCUCCGCAACUCGGAAGUCAACAUCCUGGGCUUCGCCCUGCCCUUGCUAAUCAUGAGCUUCUGCUACUUCCGCAUCAUCCAGACGCUGUUUUCCUGCAAGAAUCGAAAGAAAGCCAGAGCCAUCAGGCUCAUCCUCCUCGUGGUCGUUGCCUUCUUCCUCUUCUGGACACCAUACAACAUUGUGAUUUUCCUGGAGACUCUCAAAUUCUACAACUUCUUCCCUAGUUGUGACAUGAAGAGGGACCUGAGGUUGGCCCUCAGCGUGACGGAGACAGUGGCGUUCAGCCAUUGUUGCCUCAACCCCUUUAUCUAUGCCUUUGCUGGGGAAAAGUUCAGAAGAUAUCUGAGACACCUGUACGGGAAGUUCAGGGCCGUCCUGUGUGGUCACUCUGUCCCUGCCAGCUUCUCGCCAGAGCCCCAGAGGAGCAGGCAGGAUAGCAUUCUCAGCAGCUUCACUCACUACACAAGUGAGGGGGAGGGGUCUCUCCUGCUCUGAAGGGACCUCCCCACCCUAACUUCACUAAGAAAACCCAGAGUUCUUACGUUUGACUCUGUGUAAUGAAGGCAGAUCCCCCCCACUGCUCCCCCUGCAUCUUAUGUGCAAGAAAUAUGGACCAGAUGCCUGCAAAUCAACCCCAUGGUGUUUUUGAAAAAUUUAUGUUCAAUGUGUGAAAACACACAUGUAUCUCUUACUGCAAAUGUUGAACCUUGGGGCUUACCGGUGACAAAGAUUUUAACCAGAUUAGUGCAGUUACAAAGAGGUUGAUGAGUUCUGGUUGCACGAUCAUGUGGUAAAGGCUGACUAAGUCCUCAGACUGAGUGGAAACCAAAGCUUGGAUCCAAUGUCCCCUCUCUGACUAAGUCCUCAGACUGGAAAUCAAAGCUUGGAUCCAAUGUCCCCUCUCUGACUAAGUCCUCAAACUGAGUGGGAACCAAAGCUUGGAUCCAGUGUCCCCUCUCUGACCUACAGAUCCUUCAUAAUGACAGAUCAUCCAAGCUUUAUCAUCAGAGAAGGACCUUAUCUCUCUCUGAUUUCAAAAUCGGCAUUCCUAGGGAACGCCUCCAUUGGCCGAGUGUGUUGGGGGCCCAUUCCUUGACUAGGUGGUGUUAUUGAAAUAGAAGGCAUACCUAAGAAGUUGUUGGAAUCUCAAGGUUAGCUGUUGAGAGAGGCAUAUCUCUAAGAAGUUGGAGGGUAGGAGCUACUCUGACAACAAGAAUGGCUCAUCCUUACAGUGGAGCUCACUCAGGCUCUCCCUCAGUCACUAGCAGUGUCUACUGCCAGCUUCUUCUUUAAGCCUCUCCAGUAUGUCCUGAACUCUCCAAGGAUUAGGGUUUGGGUUACUGCCCAUGGCAUCAAAUGCAGUCUCAAGGGCCUGCCCUCCAAGACCAGGAAGGUAGGCUGCAGUUCUAACAAGAGACUCCAUGCUGACUCCUCAUUCCCAUGGAACUCCGCCCACAUGGUUGGCCAGGUCCCUUCUCUUUGUCUUCACCCACAUCCCUUCACUCCUCUCAGUCUAGGAGGAGAAAUAGAAAGAGCCAUGCCCCAGAGUGAAGGGAUAGAUUCAUAUCCCAACUCUGUUGCUUGCACACUGGGAAGACUGGAGCCAAUGGAGCUUCAGUCCCCUCAAUAUAGAAAGGGGACUGUGGCGCCUUCAUCCAUUCUAGCAUAGCACAUCAGCCAGGACUUUAGCAUUCCCUGGACAGGCAUUGUUGCCCUGCCUCUGAGAAAUGGAGCAGGUGGAGUGGGAGGAACCUGCAGGCUUUGCUGCAGGACACAGCCAGACAAGAGUCUCCUCAACAUGUCCUAGAUCUACAGAGCCAUUCCCAUCUCCCCACUGUUAGGGCAAGACCCAGGCCAUGACAGCAGCUUGCUUUCUCCCCCGAGCCCGCAAGCAUCACAUAGGAUCUAACCACAGGAAUUUCUUCAUGCAUCUCUGACUCAGGUCUCAUUUAUAGGCUUCCAUUGAGAGUGCCAGUUCUGUAACUUGCUUUUUAAAAAACACUGGAUUUCCAACAGCUCUCUGUCCCUGUGUUGAUCAUAAUAACCAUUUCAGAAGUCUCUCUCAGAUGGUGGCCCCAUUGAGGAAGCUGUGGCCUGUUGUUCAUUGAGGCAUGUCUGAUGUCUCCUUGGCAGUCUGUAUGUUUGUGUCGAGGAUGACAGACAGACUGAGUCAUGUCCCCCACAGGCAUGUCCAGCCCUCUGUCAUUGCAACACGACACUGUCAUAUACAAAGGUCACAACUGAGAACCGCAAAAUUGAGUUACCAAAGUGGGGGCCUGGAGAGAUGGCUCAGUGGUUAAGAGCACUGGUUGCUCUUCCAGAGGUCUGGGGUUGGAUUCCCAGCACCUACAUAGUGGCUGUAACUCCAGUUCCAGAUUACUCAACACCCUCUUCUAAUUUCUGAGGGCACCAGACAUGUGCAUUGUGAACAGAUGUACAUGCAAGCAAACACCCAUACAUAUAAA
This is a messenger RNA of Mastomys coucha (southern multimammate mouse), 3550 nucleotides long. RefSeq names its product C-X3-C motif chemokine receptor 1 (gene Cx3cr1). Gene Ontology annotation, biological process: cell adhesion; immune response; G protein-coupled receptor signaling pathway. The coding region runs from base 378 to 1580 and encodes 400 amino acids. Gene Ontology annotation, molecular function: C-X3-C chemokine receptor activity. The record is from RefSeq and is a predicted model, not a curated record. The transcript has 2 exons. NCBI's taxonomy places the organism in Eukaryota, Metazoa, Chordata, Mammalia, Rodentia, Muridae. Gene Ontology annotation, cellular component: membrane.